AUGAGGCUCUACGCAAGUCUUUGGGAAGCCGAGCAUUGGGCUACAAGGGGAGGGUUAGAGAAAACGGAUUGGACAAAAGCUCCUUUCACCGCUUUCUACAGAAACUACAAUGUGGAAGGAUGUGUAUGGGCUAAUGGAAGAUCAUCUUGUCCCGCGAAUUCACCAUGGUUCACUAAAACACUCGACAAGGCAGGCAUGGAUGAAGUGAAGAGGGUGCAGGGUAAAUACAUGGUCUAUAACUAUUGCACCGAUAAGAAAAGGUUUCCUAGAGGUGUUCCUAGAGUGUGCACUUAA
This is a messenger RNA of Microthlaspi erraticum, 294 nucleotides long. The record is from the annotation of a GenBank genome assembly. Lineage: Eukaryota; Viridiplantae; Streptophyta; Magnoliopsida; Brassicales; Brassicaceae.